GAACUUGGCAAGUGGCUUGAACCUCUGAAAAACCUUAGAUUUGAAAUAAACUGCAUCCCAAACUUAAUUGAAUAUGUUAAACAGAAUAUUGAUAACUUGAUGACCCCAGAAGGAGUUGGCCUUACCACUGCCUUACGUGUUCUCUGUAACGUGGCAUGCCCACCACCACCUGUUGAAGGUCAACAGAAAGAUCUGAAAUGGAAUCUUGCUGUUAUUCAGCUUUUUUCUGCUGAAGGAAUGGACACCUUUAUUCGAGUUCUGCAAAAAUUGAACAGUAUUCUGACUCAGCCCUGGCGGCUCCAUGUCAACAUGGGGACUACCCUUCACAGAGUGACUACUAUUUCAAUGGCUCGCUGUACACUCACUCUUCUUAAAACUAUGUUGACGGAACUCCUGAGAGGUGGAUCCUUUGAGUUUAAGGACAUGCGUGUUCCUUCAGCACUUGUUACUUUACAUAUGCUCCUGUGCUCUAUCCCCCUCUCAGGUCGUUUGGAUAGUGAUGAACAGAAAAUUCAGAAUGAUAUUAUUGAUAUUUUACUGACUUUUACACAAGGAGUUAAUGAAAAACUCACAAUCUCAGAAGAGACUCUGGCCAAUAAUACUUGGUCUUUAAUGUUAAAAGAAGUUCUUUCUUCAAUCUUGAAGGUUCCUGAAGGAUUUUUUUCUGGUCUCAUACUCCUUUCAGAGCUGCUGCCUCUUCCAUUGCCCAUGCAAACAACUCAGGUUAUUGAGCCACAUGAUAUAUCAGUGGCACUCAACACCCGAAAAUUGUGGAGCAUGCACCUUCAUGUUCAAGCAAAGUUGCUCCAAGAAAUAGUUCGUUCUUUCUCUGGCACAACCUGCCAGCCCAUUCAACAUAUGUUACGGCGUAUUUGUGUUCAAUUGUGUGACCUUGCCUCACCAACUGCACUUCUGAUUAUGAGAACUGUGUUGGAUUUGAUUGUAGAAGACUUGCAAAGCACUUCAGAAGAUAAGGAAAAACAGUAUACUAGCCAAACCACCAGGUUGCUUGCUCUUCUUGAUGCUCUGGCUUCACACAAAGCUUGUAAAUUAGCUAUUUUGCAUCUAAUUAAUGGAACUAUUAAAGGUGAUGAAAGAUAUGCAGAGAUAUUCCAGGAUCUUUUAGCUUUGGUGCGGUCUCCUGGAGACAGUGUUAUUCACCAACAGUGUGUUGAAUAUGUCACAUCCAUUUUGCAGUCUCUCUGUGAUCAGGACAUAGCACUUAUUUUGCCAAGCUCUUCUGAAGGUUCUAUUUCUGAACUAGAGCAACUCUCCAAUUCUCUACCCAACAAAGAAUUGAUGGCCUCAAUCUGUGACUGUCUACUGGCCACACUAGCUAACUCUGAAAGCAGUUACAACUGUUUACUGACAUGUGUUAGAACAAUGAUGUUUCUUGCAGAGCAUGAUUACGGAUUAUUUCAUUUAAAAAGUUCUUUAAGGAAAAACAGUAGUGCUCUGCAUAGUUUACUGAAACGAGUCGUCAGCACAUUUAGUAAGGAUACAGGAGAACUUGCAUCUUCAUUUUUGGAAUUUAUGAGACAAGUUCUUAACUCUGACACAAUGGGCUGUUGUGGAGAUGAUAGUGGUCUCAUGGAAGUAGAGGGAGCUCAUCCAUCACGGACGAUGAGUAUUAAUGCUGCAGAGUUAAAACAGCUUCUACAAAGCAAAGAAGAAAGUCCAGAAAAUUUGUUCCUUGAACUAGAGAAGCUUGUUUUGGAACAUUCAAAAGAUGAUGACAAUCUGGAUUCUUUGCUGGACAGUGUGGUUGGACUUAAGCAGAUGCUAGAGUCAUCAGGUGAUCCUUUACCUCUCAGUGACCAGGAUGUAGAACCAGUACUUUCAGCUCCUGAAUCUCUCCAGAAUCUGUUUAACAAUAGGACUGCAUAUGUGCUUGCUGAUGUCAUGGAUGAUCAGUUGAAAUCUAUGUGGUUUACUCCAUUUCAGGCUGAAGAAAUUGAUACAGAUCUAGACUUGGUAAAGGUUGACUUAAUUGAGCUCUCUGAAAAAUGCUGUAGUGACUUUGAUUUGCACUCAGAAUUAGAGCGCUCAUUUUUGUCAGAACCAUCAUCUCCAGGAAGAACCAAAACCACUAAAGGAUUCAAACUUGGGAAGCACAAACAUGAGACCUUUAUAACUUCAAGUGGAAAAUCUGAAUACAUUGAACCUGCCAAACGAGCUCAUGUUGUGCCUCCACCAAGAGGAAGGGGCAGGGGAGGAUUUGGACAGGGUAUACGACCUCAUGAUAUUUUUCGUCAGAGAAAACAGAACACAAGUAGACCACCGUCUAUGCAUGUGGAUGACUUUGUUGCUGCUGAAAGUAAAGAAGUUGUUCCUCAGGAUGGAAUACCCCCGCCAAAACGACCACUCAAAGUGUCACAGAAGAUUUCUUCUCGUGGUGGGUUUUCAGGCAAUCGAGGAGGACGGGGUACUUUCCACAGUCAGAAUAGAUUUUUCACGCCACCUGCUUCAAAAGGAAACUAUAGUCGUCGGGAAGGAACAAGAGGCUCCAGUUGGAGUGCUCAGAAUACUCCUCGAGGAAAUUACAAUGAAAGUCGCGGAGGCCAGAGCAAUUUUAACAGGGGCCCUCUUCCACCAUUACGACCACUUAGUUCUACAGGUGUACAUCCUUCCUACUUGAUAUUGCUGAGAAAAGGCUACCGUCCAAGUCCUCGGGAUCGUGCUUCUAGAGGUCGUGGGGGACUCGGACCUUCCUGGGCUAGUGCAAAUAGCGGCAGUGGUGGCUCAAGAGGAAAAUUUGUUAGUGGAGGCAGUGGUAGAGGUCGUCAUGUACGUUCCUUUACACGAUAAAAAUGCUUUCGGGAACAUCCUAAGUGUAUAUGAACAUUUCAUGAGGACAAUAAAAAUAAAAUAAUACAUUAAAGGACCAACUUAGACUUAACAGUUAUCUGGAGACAUCUGAGAGAAUAUUUUUAUCUGAAGAAAGCAGAUUUUGUUUGAUACCUAAUGAGAUUUCAAUAAAAAUCCAAACUUUUUAUGUA
Messenger RNA from Carlito syrichta (Philippine tarsier), 2999 nucleotides. RefSeq names its product protein virilizer homolog. Lineage: Eukaryota; Metazoa; Chordata; Mammalia; Primates; Tarsiidae. Bases 100 to 2808 code for a protein of 902 amino acids. Gene Ontology annotation, cellular component: RNA N6-methyladenosine methyltransferase complex. Gene Ontology annotation, molecular function: RNA binding. The transcript is spliced from 14 exons. The record is from RefSeq and is a predicted model, not a curated record.